Molecule: messenger RNA, 1247 nt
Organism: Durotheca rogersii
Lineage: Eukaryota; Fungi; Ascomycota; Sordariomycetes; Xylariales; Xylariaceae
Product: kinase-like domain-containing protein
Exons: 2
Coding region: 82-1056 (324 amino acids)
Source: RefSeq, a predicted model, not a curated record
GGUAGAUUAGCUUACCUAGGUACAAAGCGAUAUUUGCGCGCGAAACUGUUAUCGACGGUACUCACAUUCUACCUCACUAAAAUGUCUGAGGAUGACUCGCGAUUGUUACAGAAUGCCCAGCAGUCUGGAGACACCGCAGAGAAGACCAUUGAAAACGUAGAUUUUCAGGACUCGGGAUUUUUCACGAGGCCUGGCUCCCCGGUACGCCGCCUGCCAACACCCGACGAGGUCAGAGCUGCCGCCCGUGCAGCACAGCAGCCCCAGAACUUUGACCAUCCCUCGCCAGUAAUAUUCCCAUCACUUGGGCUGCUGGUGAAAUAUGGAGGCGGAGUUCGGGUUGCAGAAGCAAAAUGUUUACGUUUUAUUCGGCAGAAUCUGCUGGGUCGCGUGCGUAUUCCCGAGGUGUACGGUUGGCGAACGGAUUCCCGUCAGACAUUCAUCUACAUUGAGUUCAUCGAAGGGGACACACUAGAAAAACUCUGGCCAACUAUGAAUGACAAGGAGCGAACUACUAUUUGCAGUCAGCUACGACGCAUGGUCGAGGAAUGGCGUGGACUGAGACAGGAUAAAGCUUUCUUAGGAAGCAUUGAAAGCGGGCCUCUACCAGACCGGAUCUUCGAAGGCGCCCCGGAGACUGCUGGACCUUUUCUGUCUCUGCCGAUAUUCCAUGACUGGUAUACAACUGCGAUAGGGCCGAAUAAGUUUAAUUGGGAAGGCAAGAAACCACACCCUUUUCGAAUCAAGUUCCCGGAUAAUGGCCCCAUUGUCUUUACGCACAGCGAUCUUCACCCCAGCAACAUCAUUUUAUCGAAAGACGCGGGACAGCUUCUUCACGUUGCUGCCAUUAUCGACUGGGAACAAUCCGGAUGGUAUCCUUGGUACUGGGAAUAUUGCAAAGCGCGAUGGACUUCUGAGGUUGGAGCAGAGUGGGACGAGAGGUAUUUGCCUCAAUGUCUCGAUGUUGAUGGCGUGAGUUCCAAGUUAGACGCCUGCGAUUCUGAUGGCUUAAGUCUUUAUAACUAUUGGGACUAUUUUGUGCUGGCUCGAGGGGCUUAAUAUUAGCGAUAGACUGUACUGUCAUAAGUUAUACCUGAGAGUUUCGCGAAUGAAUAACUCCUUCAAUUCAACAUCGACUAGCACGAGUUAUCAUGCAUGUUGGUAUAUAUUAGACAACUCUCCUUAAGACUAUGAAUGUACAAUUAACCACCUUAUUCCUAGGCUUUUCAUAUAUAGCAACCUAAGAAUGG